GACCCACCGGAAGCAACGAAAGUUACAAUUCUUGAAAAAGGGUUAAGCGUGGAGUCAUCUUCGUUGUGCAAAAAUUGGCGAAGUCUAAUGGCGACAAGAAGAACACGCAGAUCAGGAGGAGCAACUGUUUCCCCAUUAAAAGGAAAUAAAGAAGAGAGUGUAGAACAAGACAAGAAUGUUGAACAGUCAACAGCAGAGAAUGAGAAAAGUAGUGAUGACACGCAUGGUCCUGAGGCGACGGAGAGCAUUGCUGCAGAGGUGCAGCAGAAGCUAGAUGAGGACAAACAGCCCACAGAGGAGGACAUGCAGCAGGAGGCAUCACAACCAGAAGAAAAUGAUGCAAAGGAGAAUGUAUCUGACAAUACAGCUGCACAGGAAGAAUCUGCUUUAGACGAAGUUAAAGAAGUAGCAGACAAUGAAACAAAUGGCUCUGGCAAAGAAAUCAAAAAGGAAAGUGUUGAGGAAGUCAAAGAGACAAAAGGAAGAAAGAGACCCAGGGAAAAAAAAGAGAGUUUUCGCCCAGAGGAGCCCCACAUCGAACUGAAAGACAUCCCAGCUAUAAAUGAAGAAGAAAUGAGGCGAAAAUGGAAGUGGUCUAUUCGUGUAUUCCCAAUCAGUCCAGAUGAUGCCAUGUACAGUGGUCUUUCAGUGAUGCCAAAGGUACAAGAUUCAAUUGUUAACUUCAGCCGAAGGGAUCCUGACAAGGGGCAGAUGGAGCUGUGCAUGCAGAAUACUGGAGAUGCCAUGAUGAUGAUGGUGCGUGUGUUGCGCACACCUUUCACCAGCCGCUUUAUUACCAUAGAACUUACUAAACGUGCCCAGAGAAGACUUGCAAAGCCCUCAUUUUCAGCUGGGAAUACAGAUUCAUCUGGGCCAGGAGAGCAGUCAGGAGUACCUGCAGAUGAUGAAGAGAAUGAGGAGAAAGAGAAAUUAGAAGAAGCAAAGGAAGAGGAGGACGAUAAGACACUUGAAGAAGAAGAUAAGACAAAACCAGCAGAGGAAUCUAAGGCAAAGAGCAAAAAGGGCAUAGAUGAAAAGCUAGAAGCCGAUCCAACAUUGGCAACAAAAAACAUGCGUGGCACACCUAACUACCCUAAAGUAUGGCCUGACAUUCGUGAACAAGCUCUUUUCAUUGUUGAUCUGAUGCGAGUACAGAAGAUCAGAUUCAUGAAAAAGACCAAAGGCGAACUAAAAAGGAGGUCUGUGUUUGUGGGCACUAUGCCCAAGGGCACUACUGAAGAGCUGUUGAAGGUCAUUUUUCCAAUGGCCAAUGGGAUUCUGAUGAAAAACACCGAUGACUCUGACUGUCGGAAAGCAUUCAUAGAGACUUGCCACAGGUUCAAUGCUAUUGGUUUUAUGCAGUCUUACCCCCUGCUUAGGCUGAAUGGAAAGGAUUUAAAAAUGAACGUAGACUCUUCAGAUCUGGAAGCUUUAGCACAAUUAGAGAAGGAGGAUACAGCAGAGAAGCAUCAGGAAGGUGAUGGAGCAUAUGGAAGGAAAUGAGGCAAAAGAAGGUGAUGGAGAAAGUUCAGAAAAAGGUGAAAGCAAGAAGAAAAACGAAAAAUACAAGAAAGAAGAAGAAGAAAGGAAACGUAAGCAACUAGCAAACAAGAGUAAGAAGAAGCGCAAGCGAGACUAUUUGGAUACUAUGCAACGAGAGUGGAACUCUUUAACUGCACACGGAGGACCUGGCCGACAGGGAGAGAUGAGGGGCCCAUCUAUGCAUGCCUCUAUGGCAAGAGGUGGUAUGGGAGGUUUAAAUAGCCCUGAGAGAAUGAGGCCUGUUGGCCACUUAAUGAGUGCAGCACCUGGUUUGCUGGGCACUGCUCCUGUUGUCCCGAUGGUGGGCCAAAUGGAGGGAAAGAUUGCUCACUUGAUGCGUCUCCAGAAUCAGCUAGAGAUGACCAUUCAAAACCAGAUGAGCUACAUUGAGCGUGCAGAAACCAUGCGUAUGUUUGAUCAGCCUGUAGGUGUGGGUGGGUAUGGAGGGAGUGGAAGCAGAGAUUUUCCUGGAGGUAGUGAAUUUGGUAUCGGGGGGUAAGAGAAUAUGGAGGUCGUAUGGGUGGAGGUGGUGGUAGCAGCAGUGCAGGUAGACAUGGAGGUAGUGGCUUUGGGGGUGGAAAAGGGAGUGGCCAUUUAACAAAUACAAGCAGAGACCGUCAGCGGUCAGGGGGCAACAGAAACAAGCGUGUUGUCGAAUCCAGUGGGAGUCGAAGAGGCAGUGGUGGUGGGGGAGGAGGUUCUAAGAGCAGAUUCAGCAGUGGUGGAAGUCCAAUCUCUAGCCUUGUUACAAGCAAUCCAAGCAAGAGAUUCCGCAGGGACAGCUCAGGUGACAGGUUUGGAAUGAGAGGUAAAGACAACAGCAGAAGCAGUCUGUCGGGAGGUGGGGGCUUUAGCAGCAGUAACUUUGGUGGGAGUAGCUUCAGUAGUGGGGGCAGAAGCUUUGACAGGAGCCAGCAGUCAGACUUGAGCAAAAGUAGUUUCACUAGUGGGGGAUUUGGCAUGGGCAGUGGUUCUAAACAGGAUGGAGGAAAGUUUGGUGGCAGUUCUAGUUGGGGAAGUGGCUAUGGUGGAGCAAAUGAUCUUGUUAGUUCUAGUGGAUAUGGCUCAAGUGGAACUAUGGUUGGAGGAGGCAGCUAUGGUGUUGGAAGCAGCUAUGGAAGUGGAGGAGGCACCUAUGGAAAUGGAGGAGGCAGCUACGGAAGUGGAGGAGGCAGCUACGGAAGUGGAGGGAACUAUGGAAAUAGCAGCUUGGGUGGAUAUGGAGAUAGUAAUUUUGGGAGUGCUGGCAGUGCUGGAGGCUCAAAUUAUGGCAUGGACACCUUUGGUGGAGGACGAUCCUGGAAUACAUCCUACAGUCAAAGUCAAAGUGGCAGUGGUAACUCCUACAGCAACACUGGUGGCUAUGGUGAUGUUUACCACCGAUAUUGAGAUAUUCGCAGAAAGUGUCGAUUCUUGUUCUGCAGAAAUCGCAGGUGUGAACUUUCUCAGUCAUCAUUUGUUUUGGAUAGAGUUUUCUGGAAAGAAAUGUCUUUUUUUUUUUUCUCUCUGCACACCCCUCUUCUCUUUCACAACCAUAGGGUGGAAUAAAAGUGCUUAGCAUAACAGAAGACAGAACUUUACUAAAAUAGACUACAUAUUACAUACUUUUUGUUUUUGUGUUUUGCGUACCACAGUAUCUUUUUAAAAUGUGAUUCAAAGACAGUUUUUAGAAUUGCAGAUUUGUAGUGAUGCACUUUUGAAGCCAACAUGUCUGUAAACAUGUAUUUGUAUUCUGCACUAAUUGUUUUAUUUUCUUUUUAUAGAGUACAACUUUUGUUCUAUUGAAAGGGCAGCAAAUAAUCAUGAGAAAAUAUGAUGCAAUGUUGCAAGUGUUAGUUGUGUGAUUGGUAACAAACUGGCUUUUGGGGUGUAGAUUAUCAAUUGCAAGACAAGAACAAAUUUAAAAAAUAAGGAUGGUAUGUGAAAUAGAAAUCAGUUUUUUAUUUUGAGUGUGACUAGUGGCAUAAGUACUAUCUGCUCUUAAAUGAGAGUGGAUUUUAGUUUGCAGCAAAUUUUAAAACCAGACAAAUCAUAAAAGAGUGCUUCUAUGACCUAAACCAAUGUUUCACUAAGGAGUAUUUGCCUUUGUUUAUUAUGCUAGAUUUUCAUUGACAAAUGUUUUGAGAACAAUGAUUGUCCUUAUUUGGCUUUUUUGUCAUGAAAAAGCUCUACUUGUUCAGGUUAAAUCCACUCACUUGUUUUGCCUGUGCCGUUGUGAACUCUCAGCUUCCGAACUUUUGUUACUGUAUGCAACCUUUUUUCAAAUGAUGUUAACAAGUACCAUUUGUAGAUUGGCUCAUUUACAUUUAAUGCAGUAUAGUGCAACACGUGAUAGGCAGAAUUGUUCAUGACAAUUGUAAGUUUUAGCAUGAAAGAUAGCUAUUUCAGUUUAUCAUGUGUUUUUAUUGUAACUUUUCUCAGUUUUGAUAUGCAUUGUUUACAUGUCCCAAAUGAAAAUAAAAAUGUUUACCAGUA
This is a messenger RNA of Pomacea canaliculata, 4017 nucleotides long. RefSeq names its product pre-mRNA-splicing factor CWC22 homolog. The transcript has 9 exons. NCBI's taxonomy places the organism in Eukaryota, Metazoa, Mollusca, Gastropoda, Architaenioglossa, Ampullariidae. Bases 88 to 1503 code for a protein of 471 amino acids. The record is from RefSeq and is a predicted model, not a curated record.